Molecule: messenger RNA, 606 nt
Organism: Caenorhabditis briggsae
Lineage: Eukaryota; Metazoa; Nematoda; Chromadorea; Rhabditida; Rhabditidae
Exons: 5
Coding region: 1-606 (201 amino acids)
Source: RefSeq, a predicted model, not a curated record
AUGAUCUUGUUUUUUUGUGGAUCAUCGCACUGCACGAAUUAUCUGAUUUCAGUUCCAGGUAUUGAAAAAAAAUCCUCUAACAGCAUUUGUCCUCCAGGACCCAGGACCCAGGACCCAGGACCCAGGACCCAGGACCCAGGACCCAGGACCCAGGACCCAGGACCCAGGACCCAGGACCCAGGACCCAGGACCCAGGACCCAGGACCCAGGACCCAGGACCCAGGACCCAGGACCCCAGGACCCAGGACCCAGGACCCAGGACCCCUCUCUGGAGCCCAGAGAAGAGUAGAACUGAUUCUUCCUCCACUUGCCUCGUCUUUUAUAGUACUUUUUAUGGGCCCGUGGGUUUCUGAACCAACUCACCUACAGGAAGGGCUCAAUUACUUUAAAAAAGGUCCAUCCAGCUACGCGGUUGCAAGCUCCAAUGUCGUGGAGACGCUCGACAAAUCGAAUCAAGAAGAGGUCGAGAUUGUGAACACCCUCGAAAAAGCCAUUCAACGAGCAGAGGCUCUUCUCAUCGGAAAUGCCGAUUACAAUCACAUUGAAUCCCUAUUGAGAGACAAACUCUUUUUAGUGAAUUUCAAAAUUUCAGCAUUCGAAAAAUAA